CCAAAAACCCUAAAUGCCAAAACCCAGAGAGAAAGCAGAAAAAAACUAAUCCCAAAGUAGCUAACCAGAAAUCUCAGUCGAAUCAUCAUGGUCGUCCCUCUCAGAGCUAUUCCUUCAUCUCGCGAGGGGUUUUAUGCAAUAAACAACCAGUUUCAAGCAAAUGGGCCAAAAGGGUUCAUGGAGUUCAAAAUGUUGGAGAACGAAGAUAUGUACGUUCGGAUUGAUUUUCCCGGCGUUCCAAGAGAUGGUGUGAGGGUUUUUCUUGACCAGUCGAAGAAAGCUGUUUGUAUCUUCGCCGACGCACCAAAGGAACACAAAUACGACUACUCUGAACGGAACUACGGUACCUCCACCGGACUCGUCUGCAAAUGCUGUGAAAUCUCCGGAUUCACUUCCUUCAUGUCUGAUGGUGUUCUUAGGCUUCUCCUCACCAAGUCCAACAUCACUCCACAACGCUCCUCCUGCAUCUCGUUUCUUGCUGGCCCAGAUUUCAGAGAAGAUCUGCGUGGCAACGGUCCUCACAAAUUUCCCCAUGGCACGGAUCCUAAUGAUCCGAAAUUAACGGGUCGGAUAUUGAUGCCACACCCAUGUGUGAACUAUGGAUCAGAGAUGGCUUAUGAGUCCAAGCAGCUUCAAAACGGUGGUCUAUACGUGCGUGUAGACAUGCCAGGCGUUCCCAAAGAGAACUUCACUGUCGCAGUCAUGAAUGGGAGAGUGAGGGUGACCGGUGAAGCUCCUGCCAUUAGCCACGACUCAAGUGGACGUUUCUACACUGGUGACGUUGCUAUGCUCUCCACUCCUUUCGACAUUCCCAUCCGUAAGAUCAAGAUCAUUGCUAAGAACGGUGUCAUUCGUCUGAUCAUCCCUCCCGUUUGAUUCCAUAAUUAUUAAAUUCGUGACAUCUUGUGGACUUCUCCUUUAGAGAUAUUAUGUCGUCAUUUUGGGAUUAAGUUUUUAUCAACUUUGGAUAUGUUUCAAAAAGACAAUCUUUACGUGUGU
Molecule: messenger RNA, 999 nt
Organism: Arabidopsis thaliana (thale cress)
Lineage: Eukaryota; Viridiplantae; Streptophyta; Magnoliopsida; Brassicales; Brassicaceae
Product: heat shock protein HSP20/alpha crystallin family protein
Exons: 5
Coding region: 88-876 (262 amino acids)
Source: RefSeq, marked reviewed